GGAUUUCUGAAUCAGACCGCACACUAUGAUCGCACACGUAAUGUGCCGCACACACAUUCAUCGUUAAAAACGUAACAACAGUAUUUUUAUAGCCCGCAAAUUUGCUAAACCGACAAAAUAACCCGUAAUGAUGCAUGUUUAACAAUUUAUCGUUAUUCAUUUUAUAGCUUCGACUAUUGAAAAUGUUUUCGAUUUGUAAACAAACUCACCCUGCCACGGGGGUGGAACACGCUAUUUCGUGCCAUUUUUUCAGCAAAUCUGAAAAAAGUUUAGUAACAUCUGGAGCCAACGUAAUCAAAGUAUUUCGCUUAAUUCCAGACAUUGACGCAAAAACCAGAAUUGAAAAAUUUAAUGAAACAAAUCCUCCGAAAUCAAAGCUAGAAUGUGUCGCCCAAUACACUUUAUUUGGAAACAUCAUGUCCAUGCAAAGCGUAAAUCUGGCAAACUCACCCAGGGACGCUUUGCUGCUAGCAUUUAAAGAUGCAAAACUUUCAGUGGUGGAAUAUGACCCAGAAACUCACGAUUUGAAAACGCUCAGUUUGCAUUACUUUGAGGAAGAUGACAUGAAGGAUGGUUGGACCCAUCAUUACCAUGUCCCUAUUGUAAGAGCUGAUCCGGAAAACAGAUGCGCUGUUAUGACCGUUUUUGGUCGAAAAUUGGUAGUUCUACCUUUCAGGCGUGAAAAUGCCAUUGAUGACACUGAUGCCGAUAUUAAGCCCAUGAGUGGGGGUGCAUAUGGCGCAAAAGCGCCAAUUUUAGCCUCCUAUAUGAUUGUUUUGAAAGAAUUCAUUGAUAAAGUUGACAAUAUAAUAGAUAUUCAGUUUUUGCACGGCUAUUAUGAACCAACAUUGCUAAUUUUGUUUGAACCCUUAAAAACCUUUGCAGGGCGAGUUGCUGUCAGAACUGAUACAUGUGCCAUGGCAGCAAUUUCCCUAAACUUGCAACAAAGAGUACAUCCGAUUAUUUGGAGUGUUGCAAAUUUACCGUUUGACUGUGUAAAAGCAGUUCCAAUUAAGAAACCUUUAGGUGGCACUUUGAUUUUUGCUGUUAAUGCCUUGAUUUAUCUAAAUCAGAGUAUUCCACCUUACGGAGUUUCCUUAAACAGUAUUGCAGAAAAUUCAACAAACUUUCCAUUAAAACAACAAGAAGAUUUAUGUAUCAGUUUAGAUUGUGCACAAGCCACAUUUUUAGAAGAUGAUACGAUUGUUUUAUCUCUGAAAGGGGGCGAACUUUACGUUUUAACUUUGCUAGCAGAUAAUAUGCGGUAUGUUAGAAGUUUUCAUUUUGAAAAAGCAGCAGCCAGUGUUCUCACCACGUGUAUUUCAGUGUGUGAAAACAAUUUUUUGUUCCUCGGUUCACGGCUCGGAAAUUCCCUUCUUUUGCGUUUCACCGAAAAAUGUAACGAAGUCAUCACUCUUGAUGAAACAAUUGAGCCGAGUGCUAAACGCUUGAAAGCUAGCAACAGCACUAGUGAAAAUGAAGAAGAUAAAGUUUUGGACUCUUUAAACGACUGUAUGGCUAGUGAUGUGUUAGAUAUACGCGAUCCAGAAGAACUGGAGGUGUAUGGAAAUCAAAGACAAGCAAGUCUUCAAAUAACAAGCUACGUUUUUGAAGUCUGCGAUAGUUUACUUAAUAUCGGCCCCUGCGGCAACAUCUCGCUCGGAGAACCGGCUUUUCUGAGCGAGGAAUUUUCUGAAAAUCUAGAUUUAGAUUUAGAAAUUGUCACAACGGCUGGGUACGGCAAAAACGGAGCGCUUUGCGUUUUACAGAAAUCUGUAAGGCCACAAAUCGUGACCACUUUCACCCUUCCUGGGUGUUCCAAUAUGUGGACAGUGCAUGCGGGUGAAGAAAAACAUGCGUUUCUUAUACUGAGUCAGGAAGAUGGCACGAUGAUUUUGCAAACCGGUGACGAAAUCAACGAGAUUGAUAAUACGGGGUUUGCGACUCACAUACCCACCGUCUAUGCCGGUAAUUUAGGAAACUUGAAAUAUAUUGUUCAAGUUACCAGCAGUGCUAUACGACUUUUACAAGGAAUAAACCAAUUGCAACAUAUUCCUCUGGAAUUGGGGUCCCCCAUAGUCCACGUGACUAGUGUCGACCCCUACAUCUCGCUAUUGACAACUGAUGGUCAAGUGAUCACGCUUAUGCUCCGAGAAGCUAGAGGGGUCGCUAAAUUAGUCAUAAGUAAAUCCACUCUCUCAAAUUCACCCCCCGUCACUACCAUAUGCAUGUAUCGCGAUGUUUCUGGUCUUUUCACUUCAAAAAUCCCGGAGGACUUCACCCACAUUCCCGAACAUUUUAUCAAUGAGUCUGAAACUAAAAUGGAAGUUGAAAAUGAAGACGAUCUUCUGUACGGCGACGACAGCGAUUUUAAAAUGCCAACUCUAAAUCCACCACAACCAAAACCAAAAGUUUAUUACAACUGGUGGAAAAAAUAUCUGCUAGAUGUCCGGCCGUCGUAUUGGCUUUUCGUAGUACGCGAAAACUCCAAUUUGGAAAUUUACUCAAUCCCGGAUUUUAAAUUGUGUUAUUACAUAACAAAUUUGUGUUUUGGUCAUAAAGUCCUGGUUGAUAGUUUGGAAUCGGUGACGAUCUCAGCUUCAACACCGAUUUCUGCAGCACAUGAAGCCAACAUUCAAAGGCUAUACGAAGUUAAGGAAAUUCUUGUAGUUGCGUUGGGAAAUCAUGCCUCGAGGCCACUAUUAAUGGUCAGAAUAGACCGCGAUUUGUACAUUUAUGAAGUGUUUAGGUUUCCGAGAGGCAACCUGAAAAUGCGUUUCAGGAAAAUCAAACAUUCCUUGAUUUAUUCGCCAAAUGUGGCCGGAAGAAUUGACACGGAAGAUUCCGAUUUUUUCGCAAUUCAAGAGCGGAUAAUUAAAAUGCGAUACUUUACUAACAUUGCAGGUUAUAAUGGCGUUUUUGUUUGCGGGGCCAACCCGCAUUGGAUUUUUAUGUCGGCUAGGGGCGAGCUAAGGACACACCCCAUGACAAUUGACGGCGAAGUUCUCAGUUUUGCGCCUUUUAAUAAUGUCAACUGUCCACAAGGUUUUCUUUAUUUCAAUAGAAAGUCUGAGUUGAGAAUAGGAGUUCUACCAACUCAUCUAAGCUAUGACGCGGCAUGGCCGGUACGCAAGGUCCCUCUCAGAUGUACCCCCCAUUUCGUAACAUAUCAUUUAGAAUCAAAAACUUAUUGCUUGGUCACAAGUAUUGCCGAACCGUCGAACAAAUAUUACAAAUUUAAUGGCGAAGAUAAAGAAUUAUCAGUUGAAGACAGAGGUGAUAGAUUUCCAUAUCCUCUGCAAGAAAAAUUCAGUCUAAUGCUUUUUUCGCCUGUGUCUUGGGAUGUUAUCCCCAAUACAAAGAUUGAUUUAGACGAGUGGGAGCACGUGAAUUGUUUGAAAAAUGUUUCUUUGGCUUAUGAAGGCACAAGGUCGGGUUUGAAAGGCUAUAUUGCUGUAGGUACCAACUACAACUAUGGAGAGGAUGUGACGUCACGUGGUCGGAUUUUAAUCUAUGACAUUAUUGAGGUAGUCCCAGAACCGGGACAACCUCUCACCAAAAACAGGUUUAAAGAAAUAUAUGCAAAGGACCAGAAAGGGCCAGUUACGGCCCUAAGUCAAGUCAAAGGAUUUCUAGUUUCAGCAGUGGGGCAAAAAAUUUAUAUUUGGCAGUUGAAAGACAAUGAUUUGGUCGGUGUUGCCUUCAUAGACACUCAAAUAUACACUCACCAGAUUUUAACAAUUAAAAGUUUGCUACUAGUGGCAGAUGUUUACAAGUCUAUAUCACUCUUGCGUUUUCAAGAGGAAUACCGAACGUUAUCACUUGUUUCAAGGGAUUUUCGGCCAUGUGAAGUAUUUUCAGUUGAAUACAUGAUUGAUAACACGACCAUGGGCUUUUUAGUCUCCGACAGUGAAAAAAAUUUAGUUUUGUACAUGUAUCAGCCCGAAUCUAGGGAGUCUCUAGGAGGACAAAGGCUAUUACGCAAAGCUGAUUUUCAUCUGGGACAAGCUGUCAACUCUUUCUUUAGGAUUAAAUGCAAACUUGGUGAAUUAGGAGAAGAUAAGAAAAAUUUAACAGGAGCUGAUAAGCGUCAUAUCACAAUGUAUGCAACAUUAGACGGGGGUCUUGGCUACAUAAUGCCAGUUCCUGAAAAAACUUAUCGCCGACUAUUGAUGUUGCAAAACGUUCUCGUCUCCCAAGGGGCACACAUUGCUGGAUUAAAUCCCAAAGCAUUUCGGACGUAUAAAAGUUGGAAGAAACUACAAACCAAUCCUGCCCGAUCUGUAAUUGACGGUGAACUAGUUUACAACUAUCUACACUUAUCAAUUCCAGAAAAAUUAGAAGUUUCAAAAAAGAUAGGAACUAAACCAGAAGAGCUACUUGAUGAUUUAUCAGACAUUCAAAAAAUUACAAAUCACUUUUAGUCGAUUAAGUUUUAAUUUUUUACCAAAAUAAAAGAUAUCACAUA
Molecule: messenger RNA, 4468 nt
Organism: Tribolium madens (black flour beetle)
Lineage: Eukaryota; Metazoa; Arthropoda; Insecta; Coleoptera; Tenebrionidae
Gene: CPSF1
Product: cleavage and polyadenylation specificity factor subunit 1
Exons: 19
Coding region: 183-4424 (1413 amino acids)
Cellular component (GO): nucleus; mRNA cleavage and polyadenylation specificity factor complex
Molecular function (GO): protein binding; nucleic acid binding
Source: RefSeq, a predicted model, not a curated record